Messenger RNA from Amphimedon queenslandica, 933 nucleotides. RefSeq names its product furin-like. Gene Ontology annotation, molecular function: serine-type endopeptidase activity. Bases 1 to 933 code for a protein of 310 amino acids. The record is from RefSeq and is a predicted model, not a curated record. Gene Ontology annotation, biological process: protein processing. Lineage: Eukaryota; Metazoa; Porifera; Demospongiae; Haplosclerida; Niphatidae. Gene Ontology annotation, cellular component: Golgi membrane; trans-Golgi network. The transcript has 7 exons.
AUGGCCUCCUCGUUGUUUUUGUUAACUGUGACUCUCAGUAUUGUUGCUGCUGAUAUUGGUGCUUACUUUAAAGCGCAGAACCAACGGCCAGCUGCAGCAGCAGUCUUUACUGAUAGCUGGGCUGUUGAGGUUCAUGGUGGAAUUGAAGCUGCUAAUGAGAUUGCAGAGAGACAUGGCUUCACAAACAUGGGAAGAGUUGGUGCUUUUGCUAAUAUUUAUCAUUUCAAAAUGAGCUCCUCGGCUAAUAAUGAUGAAAAUAUUAAAUCUGGUACUGAAGCACAAUACAUGAGAACUACUCUCAAGUCAGAGAUAAACGUAGGUUAUGUGCAACAGCAGAGUUUACAUAACUGGGAAAAGAAAUAUUUUCAACCAACAAGUCAGGGAGAUCCACUAUGGGGUAGACAGUGGACAGUUAACAAUACUGGUCAAACCAGGGAACCAAACCUUUACCUUGAUCUGAAUGCAGAACCAGCAUGGAUACAAGGAUAUACUGGAAAUGGAAUAUUAGUUGGUGUCGUGGAUGAUGGAGUACAGCAUACUCAUACUGACCUAAGGAAUAACUAUGUAUCAGCAUACAGUUAUGAUUUUAACUAUAAUGUUAGUGACCCAUCUCCUGUUGGAACAGAUUCCCAUGGAACUGCUUGUGCUGGUGAAAUUGUCAUGGCCCGUGAUAAUAAUGUUUGUGGAGUUGGUGUAGCUUAUGAUGCCUCUAUGGCAGGUUGUGCUGCUGCUGGUCCUCAGUAUUGUGAUGCUUGUAGAAGCACUCUGCUACGUAAUGCUACCUCACUGGAAUGUAUCCAACUGUCUGAGUGUCAACCACCUAACGAAAUUGCAAGUGGCUACUGCUAUUUGCCUUCUGAGUCUUCAGGAUGGAAGGUCAUUGGAAAUAGUUUCCUCCUUUUUAUUUUAAUAAUAGUUGCCUUUAAUAUGUAA